Messenger RNA from Gordionus sp. m RMFG-2023, 2978 nucleotides. RefSeq names its product importin subunit alpha-6-like. The coding region runs from base 41 to 1654 and encodes 537 amino acids. Gene Ontology annotation, biological process: NLS-bearing protein import into nucleus. Gene Ontology annotation, cellular component: cytoplasm; nucleus; nucleoplasm. The record is from RefSeq and is a predicted model, not a curated record. Lineage: Eukaryota; Metazoa; Nematomorpha; Gordioida; Chordodea; Parachordodidae. The transcript has 12 exons. Gene Ontology annotation, molecular function: protein binding; nuclear import signal receptor activity.
AUAUUUCGAAUCUAAUAUCUCCUGUAGUAAGAAUUUUCAUAUGUCAAAUAGACAGCUGAGAUACAAAAAUAAAGGAGCGUAUGAUGCUCAGGAAUUAAGACGAAGAAGGGAGGAAGAGGGAAUUCAACUUAGAAAACAAAAGUGGGAAGAAAAUUUGCAUAAAAAGCGAAUUAUGCAAGGAAAUGAUGAAGGAAAUGAUGAUCUUAAUAUGGUACAAGAUGAUGAAGAUAUCAUGUCAUCUAAUAAAGUCCCUAUUUUAGAAAAAAUUUAUAGUGAUAAUAUACAAGAACAACUUGAGGCUACUCAACAAUAUAGACGAUUACUAUCUCAAGAACCUAAUCCUCCUAUUGAGCAAGUUAUCAACCUAGGUAUUGUUCCUAGAUUUAUACAGUUCUUGGAUCAAGAAGAUGACUCAAUGUUGCAAUUUGAAGCAGCCUGGGCCUUAACUAACAUAGCAUCUGGCACAACAGAACAGACUAGAGUAGUCAUAGCGGCAGGAGGAAUUUCAAGGUUUGUAAAACUUCUACAGUCACCUAAUCAAGAUGUCAAAGAACAAAGUGUGUGGGCAUUGGGUAAUAUAGCUGGUGAUAGUCCAGAAUGCAGAGACUUGGUAUUGAAUACAAAUUGUCUGCCUACAAUAUUAGAAAUUUUAAUGAACCCUAAAACGAGAUUAUCGAUGCAGCGUAACUCAACUUGGGCACUUUCUAAUUUAUGCAGAGGAAAAGAUCCACCUCCCAGCCCUGAAAAGGUCAACGCCUGCUUAGGUGUACUCACGGCUCUGACUUGUAAUGAGGAUGCUGACGUGGUGACGGAUGCAUGUUGGGCUCUCUCUUAUCUCUCGGACGGGUUGAAUGAGCGGAUUCAACCUCUCGUUGAGUGCCCAGGACUUGUUUCCGGACUCGUGAGAGUUUUGGCUCACGCCAAGCCUUCGGUCGUAUCAGCGGCUUUGCGGGCUGUGGGCAACAUCGUAACAGGCGACGAUUCUCAAACGCAGGCUGUUAUCGAUCAAUCGGCCCUUCCAUUGCUCCGCAGUUUAUUAAAUCACUCAAAGGAAGCUAUUAAGAAAGAAGCUUGUUGGACAAUUUCCAAUAUCACUGCUGGCACUAAAACACAAAUACAGGCUGUUAUCGACGCCGACAUAGUCCCUAUUUUAAUAUCAUUACUGCCCAAAGCGGAGUUUAAAACUAGGAAGGAAGCUGCUUGGGCUAUAACUAACGCAACCACUGGAGGGAGUCCUGAACAAAUCAAGUACAUUGUACAACAAGGAGCAAUACCGCAAUUAUGCAAUUUGUUAUCCGUCAUGGAUAUCAAGAUGAUACAAGUGGCUUUGAACGGACUGGAAAACAUAUUAGCUCUGGGUGAGCGAGAAUUUACCAUGAACGGGCAUCCUAACUAUUAUUCUAUCAAAGUAGAAGAAUGUGAAGGUUUGGACAAAAUCGAGCUUUUGCAAAGCCACGAAAACGUGAACAUCUACAAAAAAUCUUUGGCUCUUAUUGAAAAGUAUUUCGGAUCUGAAGAUGAUGACAUCGAAACUUUCGCGCCUUCGGCCGGAGAUCAGGCAUUCAAUUUCAACACGGAAGGUCAAGACAAUAACAUGAUGGUCGCUGGUAACCAAGGUAGUAAUAACCCUGGCAACGUCCCUUUUCAGUUUUGAGAAAUCGAUAUGGAGAUAAUACAUAUUCAUAAUAUAUUUGCCAGGUUCCCCUUCCCCUACAAUUCCUCUUUCCCCAUCAUAUGUCCCUAUUUUUUGCGAUUUUUUUUAUAUUAGGAAUAUUGUGCUCUGGGUAUAUUUUUUGGAAAGUAUAGUCCACCCUUUCAUCAUUGUUUGUUCAUUCUUACUGGUCGGUUUCGCAUAUUUUAUUUUUAAUCUCGCUCUUGAAAUAUUACCCCCUCCCUUGAAACGAUUUACGACUAAAUAUUAUUUAUCUAAACAUAUGCAUCCAUAACAUUAAUAAUUUCUAUACCUUUAAAAAAAUUGAAAUUUCAUCCAUACUCUUAUCACAAAUGAUUGAAAAUGCUUUUUAUUACAUUGAACCUAUUCAUCGUUUGAUAUAUAUAUUCAUAUGAUCAUUUGGGGAUUCAUUUUAAGUAAUAUAAAUUUUUCAUUGUUAAUUGAUAUCCUAAGUAAAUUUUUUCUAUUAAUAAUCUAAGCUUAAUUAAAAAAUAUAUAAAUUAUUAUAGCUUCAUAUUUUUUUCAUAAAAUUAAUUAUAAAUAUUCAAUAACAAUCAUUACAAUAUAAUUAACUCCCUCCUCUCUACUACAAACGAGUUUUAAUUUUAAUAAAUCCCCGUUAUCAACCCUUCCAAUUAGAUAAUGUUAAUAAUAAAGAUACACUACAUUAAUCAUAAUUACUAACCAAGAAUUAUAUUAAUCUCAAUAGAAAUUCAUAAAUGCAAAGGGAUAGGACUUACCAGCUUUGGCUUUACGUGUGAUGUUGAUUGUUUGGACUUAUCAAUGAUGGUCCAAACAAUGUGUUGUUUUUUGUUUUAAAAUAUUCAAUCUAGUAUAGUUCAAAUUAGAUUGAAUUUUUUUGCGCUCUCCUCCACUGGUGGGGGUGGGAUAAAAAGUCAUAGACUUUAUUUAAUUUAAUCAUUGUUUGUUACGAUUAAAUUAUUCCUUAAUUUAAUCACUGUUUGUUACGAUUAAAUUAAUUUUCCCUGUGAUUCUAUCGGAAACUCUGUAUUUAUUUGUACAUUAUGAAAUUGUUAUAUAAUUUUAAUAUGAAUAUUUAAAAAAAUUCUAUUCUGGCAUAGUUACCUAAAUCUCAAUGCAUGAAUUAAUUAUAUUAUAUUUUGUCGCUUCUUAACAUUGAACCAUGAAACAUUAAAGAAAAGUUGUCAACUAAUUUUUUAAAAGUUUUAUACAGAAUUCGUAUUAUAUUAUAGUUAUAAUGGGGGUGUUUACUCUCUUGCAAAUUUAUAAAUCUAAUUGCUUUGUAAUUUUACGAUGCAAUAUCUUCAUUUUUCUUACAUCAUCA